Molecule: messenger RNA, 973 nt
Organism: Corythoichthys intestinalis (scribbled pipefish)
Lineage: Eukaryota; Metazoa; Chordata; Actinopteri; Syngnathiformes; Syngnathidae
Gene: atp6v1f
Product: ATPase H+ transporting V1 subunit F
Exons: 2
Coding region: 508-867 (119 amino acids)
Biological process (GO): proton transmembrane transport
Cellular component (GO): proton-transporting V-type ATPase, V1 domain; membrane
Molecular function (GO): proton-transporting ATPase activity, rotational mechanism
Source: RefSeq, a predicted model, not a curated record
UUCAGGAACGUGGGAAAACGAACAACUCGACCGCCCGGCCCGGCCCGGCCCGGCCCACGCUUUUACCGUUUCAAAUUGGGACCCAAGUCACGACAAGAACAGGCGACCGCAGUUGACGUAUUUGAGGUUUGGGCUUGAAAUGGCGAGCGGAUUAGGCCUCGGCUCCUCUCGCGAGUAGUUUGCAGCUCCUCCCGUAUUAAAGGACUUAUCGACGGAAGAUAAAUAUGAAGUCAAAGUAAAACAAGGAUUGAUACUAUUGAUACUGAUACUUUUCAUAAGAGUCGGUCGUUCUAGCACUCGAUCGGUCAAAAAUUGACGUCACGACGACGGGUGUCUGACAGUUUCUGAACAGCAGGGGACGCCCGCUCCCGCAGCUCCGCUGGAACGGAGCGGAAGUGCGGCUGGGCUCGGCCGACGGCGCGUGUCACGUGAUCUGCCGCCAGUCCUCUUUCCAGCCGUCUUUGCUGUCAGUCGCUCGUUUUUUGGGGCAAUCUCGACCGGUCGGCGAUGGCGGGUCGCGGCAAACUGAUCGCAGUGAUCGGCGACGAAGACACUUGCACCGGCUUCUUGCUCGGCGGCAUCGGCGAGCUCAACAAGAACCGCAAACCCAAUUUCUUGGUCGUGGAGAAGGACACGAGCAUCACGGAGAUCGAGGAGACCUUCAAGAGCUUUCUGUCCCGCAACGACAUCGGCAUCAUCCUCAUUAACCAGUUCAUCGCCGAGAUGAUCCGCCACGCCAUCGACGCGCACGUGCAGUCCAUCCCGGCCGUACUGGAGAUCCCGUCCAAGGAACAUCCCUACGACGCGUCUAAGGAUUCCAUUCUGCGGCGCGCCAAGGGCAUGUUUUCGGCCGACGACUUCCGAUAGAAACGACCAAAGUUUUUUUGUCUUUGCGGCGGCGGGACCGGAGGUGCGAGCUUCCCGCCGUGUCCAAAUAUGUUGUCUUUUAACUUAUAAAGUCCUAUCGAACGCU